Messenger RNA from Juglans regia (Persian walnut), 2543 nucleotides. RefSeq names its product extensin-2-like. The transcript is spliced from 5 exons. Gene Ontology annotation, biological process: plant-type cell wall organization. Gene Ontology annotation, molecular function: structural constituent of cell wall. Lineage: Eukaryota; Viridiplantae; Streptophyta; Magnoliopsida; Fagales; Juglandaceae. The coding region runs from base 126 to 2033 and encodes 635 amino acids. The record is from RefSeq and is a predicted model, not a curated record.
AUGCCUCUCAAAUCAUCUGAACCAGAACCAUCUCCCCCUCCCUUUUCCCUCACGCUCUCCUCCCACAGAGAGAACUUUUAGGGCCAAAACACAUUGGCUGGAGGUGGUGAGUUUUCCGGCAUCCUAUGAGGAUUACAGGUCUCGACCCCUUUAGGGGUCGUCUUUGGCCUCAAUUGGUCCUGGCUUUGGCCAUAGUCCUUGUUUCAAGCAAUGUAGCUUCAGUCUCUGGAGAUGCUUAUCCUUACAGUUCUCCACCACCACCUUACGAGUACAAGUCACCUCCUCCACCUGCUCAUUCUCCACCACCACCUUACGAGUACAAGUCACCUCCUCCACCUGCUCAUUCUCCACCACCACCUUACGAGUACAAGUCACCUCCUCCACCUGCUCAUUCUCCACCACCCCCUUAUGAGUACAAGUCUCCUCCACCACCUGUCCACUCCCCACCACCACCUUAUGAGUACAAGUCACCUCCUCCACCUCCUUCGCAUUCACCAUCACCAUAUUACUACAAAUCACCACCACCACGGCCUCCAUACUAUUACAAAUCUCCACCUCCUCCCUCACCAUCACCUCCACCUCCUUACAUCUACAAGUCUCCACCCCCUCCUUCUAGUCCACCCCCGAAGCCUUACUACUACAAGUCUCCUCCACCGCCGGUUCACUCGCCUCCACCACCUUAUUACUACAAGUCUCCACCACCACCACCACCUCCUUAUGUCUACAAGUCUCCACCACCUCCUUCAAGUCCACCCCAAAAGCCAUACUACUACAAGUCUCCUCCACCACCGGUUCAUUCGCCUCCACCGCCUUAUUACUACAAGUCUCCACCACCCCCCUCGCCCUCACCUCCGCCUCCUUACUACUAUAAAUCUCCACCACCACCGUCACCACCACCACCACCACCUUACAUCUACAAGUCUCCACCACCUCCAUCUCCUCCUCCACCGGUGCACUCUCCACCACCACCUUACUAUUACAAAUCCCCGCCUCCACCGGUGCACUCGCCCCCUCCUCCAUAUGUGUAUAAGUCCCCGCCACCACCGUCCCCACCACCACCGGUGCACUCUCCACUGCCACCUUACUACUACAAAUCCCCACCACCACCAGUGCAUUCUCCCCCUCCUCCAUAUGAGUACAAGUCCCCACCACCACCAGUGCACUCUCUCCCACCACCUUACUACUACAAAUCCCCGCCUCCACCGGUGCACUCUCCCCCUCCUCCAUAUGUGUAUAAGUCACCACCACCUCCAAUGCAUUCUCCCCCUCCUCCAUAUGAGUACAAGUCCCCACCACCACCAGUGCACUCUCUCCCACCACCUUACUACUACAAAUCCCCGCCUCCACCGGUGCAUUCUCCCCCUCCUCCAUAUGAGUACAAGUCCCCACCACCACCGGUGCACUCUUCACUGCCACCUUACUACUACAAAUCCCCACCACCACCAGUGCAUUCUCCCCCUCCUCCAUAUGAGUACAAGUCCCCACCACCACCAGUGCACUCUCUCCCACCACCUUACUACUACAAAUCCCCGCCUCCACCGGUGCACUCUCCCCCUCCUCCAUAUGUGUAUAAGUCCCCACCACCUCCAGUGCAUUCUCUCCCUCCUCCAUAUGAGUACAAGUCCCCACCACCACCAGUGCACUCUCUCCCAUCACCUUACUAUUACAAAUCCCCGCCUCCACCGGUGCAUUCUCCCCCUCCUCCAUAUGAGUACAAGUCUCCACCACCACCGGUGCACUCUCAUCCACCACCAUAUGAAUACAAGUCCCCUCCACCACCGGUACACUCUCCUCCACCACCAUAUGAAUACAAGUCCCCACCACCACCGGUCCACUCUCCUCCACCUCCAUACGAGUAUAAGUCUCCUCCACCCCCAGUCCACUCUCCACCGCCACCAUAUGAGUAUAAGUCUCCGCCCCCUCCAGUUCACUCUCCCCCUCCUCCCUACUUCUACAAAUCACCUCCCCCACCUGAGAAAUCUCCACCACCUGUCUACAUUUAUGCAUCUCCUCCACCACCAAUUCACUACUAAGCUCGAGAAGACUAGCCUCAUAGCACACCAAUCAUAUGUUAGUUUCGAGAAUGCAAUAAGAGAAGACACAAUUAGAGAAAGAUAUAGGAACCAAGCUUCCAAUCCAAGUUCAUUCAAUAAGGAUCUGACUGCAACAUUUGAUUCCUAUAUACUUCAGUCAGAUCAGAUUGCUUCUACUUAUCUGGUGGCCCUGUUACACACUAUAAUCUUAUUAUAUUCAAGUUGGAGUGGCUUCAGAGGUUUACAUGAUGAGGAAAGUCGGAUUAGGAAGUGGGAUUCAAAGUGUCACUAGAAUUUGGAUGUGCAUGCUAGUCUGUCACGUUUAUUUAUUUAUUUUCAAAUUUUCACUCGGUUAUAUCCUAGAGGUUUCAUCUUGUCAUUUAAAAAUUGUAUAGAGUGUGGCCGUGUAUGAUUGGGUUUCCUACUUAUUAUGGUAAUUUGUUUGUUGGAACUUCUUGUGCUUUGUGCAAUGAAAUUAUUAUCAAUAAAGAAAUUAAGACAGACAUGCAA